Molecule: messenger RNA, 826 nt
Organism: Dromiciops gliroides (monito del monte)
Lineage: Eukaryota; Metazoa; Chordata; Mammalia; Microbiotheria; Microbiotheriidae
Gene: MRPS28
Product: mitochondrial ribosomal protein S28
Cellular component (GO): mitochondrial small ribosomal subunit
Source: RefSeq, a predicted model, not a curated record
CCUCUCUAGUCUUCACACUCCAGGCCGGCUCGGUGGUGCUGGGUGGGCAGCAACUCUGUCCAGGACCUUUACUGAGAACCCAGAAAGAAAUACGUCACAGUUCAGAGGUCACCGGGAACUGUCAUGGCAGCGCUGUGGUGGAGCCGCGUGGUGGCCGCUCAGGGCCGUUUCUUGCGACUGCAUCUCUCAGCCCGUCAAUGUCACAAUGUCGGUACUAGCACGGAGAGUGAGAGCGGUAGUUCUUCCCCAGCGGAACCGGAAAAACGGCUGGGUGGCUUUGCAAGUGCCUUGGAACGCCACUCGAAGUUGCAGCAGGAGGCGGAGCCCCGGCAGGUGAGCGACAACCCCAGGAAUGUGAAAUCCUUCGCAUCUCUGCUGAGACAUUCUCCUCAUCAGAUGGGACCUGCAAAAGAUAAAAUAGUCUUUGGACGAAUCUUCCAUGUUGUAGAGAAUGACCUUUAUAUAGAUUUUGGUGGCAAGUUUUCAUUGGUAUGCAAAAGACCAGAAUCAGAUGGAGAAAAAUAUCAGAAAGGAGUCAGAGUACGCCUGCGACUGUUGGAUCUUGAACUCACAUCCAGGUUCUUGGGAGCAAAAACAGAUACAACUUUACUAGAAGCCGAUGCUGUGCUUUUGGGAAUCCAUGAUGGUAGAGACACAAAGUCAAAGGAAGAAAGUUCAAAAGACAAAUAAACUUUGGUGAUUUCAAAAGUUCAGAGACCAUUUGUUAAACUCAGAUAUUCAUCAAAUGUGUAAUUAGUACAAUGCACUGGGAAUGAAGAAAUUAUUAUAAGAUGCAAAUCUGCAUAAAUAAAAGCUGUAAUUGCAA